AUGAGGCAUGCUCGAGUAAACGACGCCAGCGUGGUGGAGAGGUAUGGGUGCCGUUGGGGUGGAUUUGGGGUGGAUGAAAAGAGCCAGACAUCGCGCAAACUAAGUCUUCUCGUUGUUAGGCAGCUUGUCAGCUUGGCAGCUUGUGACUUGGCAACAAGCUACGAGGACCGGCCUGGUCUCAAAGUUAUGCUUGUGGAUCCUGAGGGGCCUUGGGGUGCUUUUUACCCACCAUCUCCGUCUUCGUACAUGCUAACGACCCCCUUCUCGCUGGACAAGAAGGCACUAAACGGCACAAUUACAAACCGUCAAAUCAGGCUACGAAAAGACGACAGCCUGCCAGCGCAUGAGUUCCUGAAGGACAACUACAAUGAAGACAACACGCACUUGAACUCGGAUCACGAUGUCACGGAGAAUCUUUUGGGCUUGAUGCUCUUGCUUGUCGAUGUUGCGCCUUCGCUUGGUAAGCCAGUUGCCAAGGUCAUCCCGCAUCUCAGCGCCUAUGGAAAUGAGCUGCCGAUCAAGCAUCCAUAUUCGCUGUGA
Laccaria bicolor S238N-H82 is the source of this 540-nucleotide messenger RNA. RefSeq lists its product as uncharacterized. The record is from RefSeq and is a predicted model, not a curated record. Bases 1 to 540 code for a protein of 179 amino acids. The transcript has 7 exons. NCBI's taxonomy places the organism in Eukaryota, Fungi, Basidiomycota, Agaricomycetes, Agaricales, Hydnangiaceae.